Panonychus citri (citrus red mite) is the source of this 2583-nucleotide messenger RNA. It is a transcript of the gene Lk6, whose product is annotated as MAP kinase-interacting serine/threonine-protein kinase 1-like. Bases 311 to 1780 code for a protein of 489 amino acids. Gene Ontology annotation, molecular function: calcium-dependent protein serine/threonine kinase activity; calcium/calmodulin-dependent protein kinase activity; calmodulin binding. Gene Ontology annotation, cellular component: cytoplasm; nucleus. NCBI's taxonomy places the organism in Eukaryota, Metazoa, Arthropoda, Arachnida, Trombidiformes, Tetranychidae. Gene Ontology annotation, biological process: peptidyl-serine phosphorylation; intracellular signal transduction; protein autophosphorylation. The record is from RefSeq and is a predicted model, not a curated record. The transcript is spliced from 4 exons.
UUGCUCAUCAACAUGACGAGAGAAACAAAGAGAGCGAAGGAGCGACCGCGAGAUGGAGCAACUUUUGUUCUUCAUUCAUUCUCAUUGGCCAAUCGAGAAGAUAAAAUAAAAUUUUAGUUGUUAUUUUGUUCAACAUUGUUGAGUCAGCAGAUGGAGCGCAAAGUUGUUUUUGUUUAUGAUCUUAAGUUGAAUUUUCUAUCGUGCUCCUUAAUUACCUAAUUAACUACCUGUGAUCUUGUAAUUAAUUGAAACCUCUCAACUAACAUUGAAGCGAGUGCUAAGGUGAUUCUCCUGGUACCUGGAACUCAUCAUGGAUGUGAACUUACCUGACACUGAGCCUGUUUCUAUUCCGAAGAGUAAUUUCUAUUCUGGUAAUGGGCGAAACAGGCGAAAGAAACAGAAGAGGAAACGCUCUAGUGUAUCGAAAUCUUCUUGUUUCGAUGAUGUCUACAAGUUGACUGGUGAGAUUCUCGGUGAAGGUGCCUAUGCUCAAGUUCAAUCUUGUAAACAAUUAAGUACUGGUAAAAUCUUUGCGGCUAAAAUAAUCGACAAACAAGCUCAUCCAAGGUCAAGAGUCUUCCGUGAAAUCGAUAUUUAUUACCAUUGUUCUGGACAUAAAAAUAUUUUGCAAUUGUUUGAUUUCUUUGAAGAAGAUGACAAAUUUUAUUUGGUGUUCGAAAGACUUGCUGGUGGGCCUUUGUUAGCUCAUAUCCAAAAACGUAAUCAUUUUACCGAAAAUGAAGCAAGUUUUAUUAUUCGUGAUAUUGCCAAUGCUCUCAAGUUCCUUCAUCAGAAAGGUAUAUCCCACCGAGAUCUCAAACCAGAAAAUAUUCUGUGUCAUAGUCAAGAUCAAAUUUGUCCCCUUAAAAUUUGUGAUUUUGACUUGGGCUCAGGUCUGGUCAUCAACGAAUCUUCGCCUGUCAGCACUCCUGAACUCUUGACACCAGUUGGGUCUGCUGAAUUCAUGGCUCCUGAAGUCGUGGAGGCUUUCAUCGGAGAGGCUACACCUUACGACAAGAGAUGUGACCUCUGGAGUUUAGGUGUCAUCAUGUACAUCUUAUUAUCCGGUUAUCCGCCUUUUUAUGGCUUCUGUGGUAGUGACUGUGGCUGGCAGAGAGGUGAAUUUUGUCAAGCCUGCCAAGACCAACUAUUUACCUGCAUUCAAGACGGAACUUACGAUUUUCCUUAUCGAGAUUGGGGAUGCGUCUCGGACGAAGCCAAAGACCUCAUAAGACAUCUUUUGGUGAAAGAUGUAAACCAAAGAUACACCGCUGAGAUGGUUUUAAACCAUCCAUGGGUACGCCAUGGAGGACCCCUGACCCUCCUCAAAACACCUAAGGUGAUAAGGCGAAACAACAGUGCCAAGGAUCUGGCUGCAUUCGCAGAGAGCGCCAAUGCCAUGAAAAGAUUAGUCUUGCGACAUCAAGCCUACAGCACAGAUUUUUCCUUUGCAGUUAACUCUAAAUUAUCAGAUCCUCUUGAAGAGAAAGAGGUUGCUAGUGGUAGUGGCUCAUUAUCCUCAUCAUCAACAUCAUCAGCACAACCAAUUACAUCAACCAACAAUUCGAAGAAAGCAAAUUCAGAUGAAAUAGACGGAGACUUACCUCCAACCCCUGAUACCCCGGAUUCACUUGGAAAAAACUCAACAUGGAUACCAGUAUCGAAGAAAAGUCUUCCCAGUGCCUUUGUUUAUAAUUCUUGCAUGAAUCCAAAAUCGCCCAUGAAUCGAUUAUCAUUAACUCUUCACCCAAGCUUGAAACCCAUUCUGCUUAACAUUUAAAUCAACAACAAAACUAUCACAAUGAUGAAUCCAAAUCCUUUUCUCUUCAAACAUUUCAUCAACUUUUUUCCUUUAUACAAUUUAAUUGGCAACAAAACCCUUCUACUAUCCUAAAUACUACCUCUUUCUUUCUCUUUCUCUCUCUUCUCUCUAUUCAUCUCUCUUCUCUUUUCUCUAUCAGUCAAUUUUAUUUGAAUAUCCCCAUUUUCUACCACAUUCUUUUCGAUGUUCUCAAUUUUCAUAGUCUCUUCACUACCAUUUUUCUCACACUUUCACAACAUUCAGGUCUUUUCUCUUCCCUUUUCAUCAUUUUUCUAUCCUUUCGAUUUCUCUCGAUUCCACUCGAUCUCUUUGUUUCCCUCUUUCCAUCCCUUUCUCUUCAUUUCUCUUCCUCUACCUCACUUUUCGUUAUCCUUCCUUUCUAUUUUGCUGUUAAAAAUUAGGAGCAUCUUGAUUUACUCACCAUUUAAUACCAUAAUUUGUAAUUUGAUAGAUUGUUUAAUCAUUGACACAUUCCGACAAUGAUGAUCACAAUCAUGAAGGAAAGUAACAUCGGUUUCGUAGAAAUGGAUAAAAUCAUUUAAAAGCUGAACACAAAAAUCAAUUGGAAUGUCUAAAUGCUGUAGGCUUUAAAGUUCAAUCAUGGGUCUGGCCAAUUCGUAAAGAAAAACCCACCAAAAAAAUCUCUAAAAUUAAAUCUUUACCAUCUAAAAAAUAAUAUUUGUUAACAAAAAAAGAUUAUCAUCGAGACAUUAUCUCAAUUUUGACAAAAUAAACGCAAUAAGAUUUUAUAAAUAAACAAA